Molecule: messenger RNA, 614 nt
Organism: Rubroshorea leprosula
Lineage: Eukaryota; Viridiplantae; Streptophyta; Magnoliopsida; Malvales; Dipterocarpaceae
Source: the annotation of a GenBank genome assembly
UAGCGAAUUGAAGAAGUUUACUAAUUCUGCUCUUGCGUUUAACCAAUUCUCCUCUCUGCAAGAAAAAAAAAUGUACUCAAUUCUUCAGCUCGGUGGUGGAGUUGCUCAGCAAGUGGUGGCAUCUGGAUUAAGGUGCAUUGUGAGCAACCAGGAUAAGUGGUACUUGCACUACUUGGACACCACCUGGCAGGUAUUCUAUAUGAAUGAACCACUCACAAAUAUUACAAACUCCAAGCAACAGAAGUUAGUUAUUGGUGGUGAGGUAUGCAUGUGGGGUGAAUACAUUGAUGGGUCAGAUAUAGAACAAACCAUAUGGCCACGUGCUGCAGCAGCUGCUGAGCGGCUAUGGACACCAUAUGACAAGCUUGCCAAGGAUGCAAGUGAAGUUACUGGAAGGUUGGCUCAUUUCAGAUGUUUACUGAAUCAAAGAGGAGUUGCAGUUGCUCCAUUAUCUGGACCAGGCCGAGUUGCCCCUUUUGAACCAGGUUCCUGCUACGUGCAAUAAGAAGCAGAAGCACUGGAACAACUCCUAGUUGUAAAAAAGCAAUUUGGCUGUAAAUUGAAGAAGGGCCCCAGUUUAAUGUACCUCAUACUGGUGGAUGCAUCUCACCUGU